This is a messenger RNA of Punctularia strigosozonata HHB-11173 SS5, 1401 nucleotides long. Its product is annotated as Pkinase-domain-containing protein. The record is from RefSeq and is a predicted model, not a curated record. Lineage: Eukaryota; Fungi; Basidiomycota; Agaricomycetes; Corticiales; Punctulariaceae. Gene Ontology annotation, biological process: intracellular monoatomic cation homeostasis; protein phosphorylation; intracellular signal transduction. The transcript is spliced from 4 exons. Gene Ontology annotation, molecular function: ATP binding; protein serine/threonine kinase activity. Bases 1 to 1401 code for a protein of 466 amino acids.
AUGUCGACGACCCCCGCCCCGGCCCCGGCCCCGGCCGCCGCGAACCCACAACCCGUCUCGCGCACGUCGACGCUCUCGACCUCGGCCUCGGACAGCUCGUCCUCCGUCGAGCCGCUCUCGCCCUCCCCGCCGCCGACGCGCCCGCCGACGCAGCCCCAUUCGCGCGCGAACAGCACGUCCUCCAGCAUCCGGCCGAAGAUACCGUGGAACCUGUCCGGCAAGUCGAGCAAGUCGAAGGACGGCCAGCUCCCGCCGCCGAGCCCGGCCCUCUCCGCGCACGCGCCCUCCAAAUCCGCGUCGCGCCCUCCCUCUCGCCCGCCCUCCCUACGUUCCGAAGAAGUAGGCGGAGGAGGACAGAAGUUCACGCUGAAGGAUCUCCUCGCGAGCGGGCCGAAGCUCGCGCGCCGGAGCUCGCAGAAGUCGGGCGGGGGCAGUUCGCGCAAGUCGAGGGAGAGCGAGGACGGAGAGAGCGCGGGUAGCUUGCUGAAGAAGUACGGGGUGUGCGGGAAGGUCGCGAUCGGCAAGGGCGCGACGAGCGUCGUCAGGCUCGCGCACAAGUGGGACCGGAGCGAGGAGAAGCUGUACGCUGUCAAGGAGUUCCGCAAGCGGAGAAAGAACGAGACGGAGAAAGAGUACGUCAAGAAGCUCACCGCCGAGUUUUGCAUCUCGUCCACGCUCCACCAUGUCAACGUCGUCGAGACCGUCGACCUCGUCCAGGACGAAAACGCGCACUGGUGUGAGGUCAUGGAGUUCUGCCCGGGAGGCGACCUGUACGCAGCCAUCAAGCGCGGCGGGAUGUCGCCGAGCGAGGUCGAGUGCUGUUUCAAGCAAAUCUUGACCGGCGUCGCGUACCUCCAUGGCCAGGGCGUCGCCCAUCGGGAUAUCAAACCUGAGAACUUGUUCUUCGAUACCAAAGGCCAUCUCAAGAUCGGCGACUACGGCGCCUCGACGGUAUACCGCCUGCCCUGGGAAAAGACGGUGCACAUGUCGACCGGGCUCUGCGGCUCGGAGCCGUACAUCGCGCCCGAGCAGUUCCUCCACAAACCGUACGACGCGCGCCUGGUCGACAUCUGGGCCUGCGGCAUCGUCUACUACUGCCUCCUCUUCCAAGAGCUUCCCUGGCGCGUCGCCCAGCCCGCCGACCCGCUCUACGCCGCGUACGCCGCCGCCUGCGCCUCGGGCGCCCCCUCGCCCACCACGAUCUCCAACUUGUCGCCGCGCGCGUGCAGGCCGCUGAUCCGGCGCAUGCUCGAGCCCGAGCCGAAGAAGCGGAUCGUGAUCGAGGAGGCGGUCCAGUUUCCGUGGGUGCAGGAGAUCAGGACGUGUUACGACGAGGAGAGGCCGGGGCAUAUACAUGUGAACGCGCAGGCGUUGGCGCAGGCGCAGGUGACGGUCGUGUGA